Molecule: messenger RNA, 915 nt
Organism: Penicillium arizonense
Lineage: Eukaryota; Fungi; Ascomycota; Eurotiomycetes; Eurotiales; Aspergillaceae
Exons: 5
Coding region: 1-915 (304 amino acids)
Biological process (GO): mitochondrial L-ornithine transmembrane transport
Molecular function (GO): L-ornithine transmembrane transporter activity
Source: RefSeq, a predicted model, not a curated record
AUGGAGUCUGAGGCCUUUGAAGACAUUGAGAAGGGUGGCGGUGCCCUCCGCACCGUCAAGGAUCUGGCUGCGGGCGCAGCUGGUGGAAUGGCCCAAGUGCUGCUCGGUCAACCCUUUGAUAUCGUCAAGGUGCGAUUGCAAACCACCACUCAAUACAGCAGUGCUCUGGAGUGCGCAACCCAGAUCUUCAAAAAUGAAGGUCCGGCAGCCUUCUACAAGGGAACUCUGACCCCUCUCAUCGGUAUCGGAGCCUGCGUGAGUGUCCAGUUUGGCGCAUACCACGAGGCUCGCCGCCGCCUCGAAGAGCUGAACAAGAAGAAAUACGCCGUUUCUGCUCUUUCGUACACCCAGUACUACAUGGCCGGUUCAUUCGCCGGUGUGACCAACUCUGUGCUGUCCGGCCCAAUCGAGCACGUGCGUAUCCGCCUGCAGGCGCAGCCCCACGGCGCCGGCCGCCUGUACUCUGGCCCUCUGGACUGCGUGAGCAAGCUCUCUGCUCAGGGUGGUACCCUCCGCGGUUUGUACCGCGGCCAGGCUGUUACUGUCCUACGUGAGGCCCAGGCUUACGGUACUUGGUUCAUGGCGUUUGAGUUCAUGAUGAACCAAGAUGCCAAGCGCAACAACAUGAAGCGCGAGGAUCUUUCCAGCGUUAAGGUUGCUACUUAUGGUGGUCUCGCUGGUGAGGCUCUCUGGCUCUCCAGUUACCCCUUCGAUGUUGUCAAGAGUAAGAUGCAGACCGAUGGAUUCGGUGCCAACCAGAAGUUCAGCAGCAUGCGCGAUUGCUUCAAGAAGACUUAUGCUGUUGAGGGUCUGGGUGGUUUCUGGAAGGGUAUUGGUCCCACUUUGCUGAGAGCUAUGCCCGUCUCUGCUGGAACUUUCCUUACUGUCGAGCUGGCCAUGAAGGCUCUCGCUUAA